AUGAUGCACUCGGCGCUGCAGAUCCGGUUUGGAGGGACCAAGGGGAUGGUGAGUCUCGACACGCGGCUCGAGGGGCGGAGGCUGCGGCUGCGGCCGUCGCAGAUCAAAUUUGCGUCUGACGAGUGCUCCCUCGAGGUGAACGAGGUGGCUCGCUGCCUGCCAGGCCACCUCAACCGCGAGGUCAUCAUGCUACUAGGCGUGCCCGACCACACGCUGCUCACCUUCUUCCAGCGCGAGGCGCAGCGCGCGGCAAACACCGCCAUCGAGGACGGAGAGCGCGCGCCGCACGAGGCCGCGCUGCUGGAGCAUUCCAGCCCCGAGCCGGGGGGCGCGGCGGCGGACCCGCACUUGCGCGCGAUCGUGCUGGCCGUCCGGUUGCACCGGCUCGAGCUGCUUCGCUCAAAGUGCCACCUGCCGGUCGAGAACAGCCGCCUCGCCCACGGCGUGCUCGACGAGCGGGGCGUGCUGCGGGAGAACCAGAUGUUCCUUCGCGAGCGAUACCGCAUCCCGGGCACCAGCGAGUACUACUCCCGUGUGAUCACCGGCCGUGCCUUCUUCGUCCGCAACCCGUGCUUGCACGCCGGCGAUAUCCGCCUCGUUGAUCUCGUCGAAUUGCCGGAGCUGAUGGAGGCCGAGCUGCUCAACGUCCUCGUCUUCCCGCAGGCCGGGGAGCGGCCUCUCUCGGACCAGAGCGCGGGCGGCGACUUGGACGGCGACAAGUACUUGGUCUGCUGGGACGCGGACAUCGUGCAGUGCCUGCGGGAGAGAGACCCGGCGCCGUCUUACGGCGCGGACGAGGUGCUGAAGGACCUCGGCGCGUCUCGCAUCUCCUCCGCCUUCCGCUCUCGCUCCGCCCGCCGCCGCGCUUCUGCUGCCGGCGGAGGCGGCGGAGGCAGCGGCGGAGGCAGCGGCGGAGGCAGCGGCGGAGGCAGCGGCGGAGGCAGCGGCGGAGGCAGCGGCGGAGGCAGCGGCGGAGGCAGCGGCGGAGGCAGCGGCGGAGGCAGCGGCGGCGGCGAAGCCGGCGGCAGCAGCAGAGCCAGUGGCAGAGUCGGCGGCGGCGGCGGCGGUGGCGGCGGUGGCGGCGGCGGCGGCGGCGGCGGUGGCGGCGGUGGCGGCGGCGGCGGCGGCGGCGGCGGCGGAGGUGGCUAUGGUCGG
Messenger RNA from Emiliania huxleyi CCMP1516, 1155 nucleotides. RefSeq lists its product as hypothetical. Gene Ontology annotation, molecular function: RNA-directed RNA polymerase activity. The record is from RefSeq and is a predicted model, not a curated record. The transcript has 6 exons. Lineage: Eukaryota; Haptophyta; Isochrysidales; Noelaerhabdaceae. Gene Ontology annotation, cellular component: nuclear RNA-directed RNA polymerase complex. The annotation marks the transcript as partial. Gene Ontology annotation, biological process: siRNA processing.